AUGACUUCGUUUGGCGACUACCACCUGAUUUGGUACGAUGUUCGUUCGGAGCGAGACGCGUUUCAGCCGGACCAGUUUAUCUUCGAAACCGUCGUGGAGAGCGCGCCAAGUCUCUCUCGAGUUCGCAGUGCCAAUGAUCUGUUUGAACUGCUCUCGGGAGGUGACAGGGAAGCGACCACAAAGGUAGUGGUAGCUUUGAUGGCACUUCUGGGUGGAAACUUGAUAGCUCGUGGUCAGUACACAGCAUUUGUCAGCUUCGUCGGGAUUUUUUUGACAGUUGGAGUUUUCCAACAGCUCAAAGGACUCGCACAAGCAUCUGCAGUCCUACUUGUGUGUUACUUUCUCAAGACGACAAUCUGGGAUGGAACUGUGUCCUUCGAGUGGCUUCUUACAGUGUUGGUCAUAAUGGUUCUGGCAGUCUUCCUGGUCAUGGUCAUUCGCAUCCUCUCGAGGCAGGAUCCUCGCAGCUAUGUCCUGUUGAAGGAGCAAUCAUCGUCGCACCACGCAGAGAUCCGCAACAAAUGUUGCAUGGAUGUUAAGGUCUUAAGCUUUGAAGCGUAUGACAAUGUGCGCUUCGUGCCACGGGGGGGUUUGCUGCCCGAGGGCUCUGUUGUCCCUCGGGGUGGUCUUAUUCAGUUAGGCAAUUCGCCUCCGUACAGCGUGAAGAUCUUUUCGCCCUUUGAGACGGAGCUGGGUACCUGGACGGAUGUCCAGGGCCGUUACGUCCUGCGUGAGACCAUCCCAGCCCUUCUCCUCCGAGCGAGUUUGGGACCCGUUUCCAUCUUCCGGAACUCCACAGACAAAAGCCUCGUCUUAUGCCUUUGCAAAGCGAACCACUGGACUAGCAGCUUGUGGCUUCCACUCUCCCAGGCCAUCGCACGCUUGCAUUGGCCCGGAAGAGUCGUUAAACCACAGGAGGAAGUCGAAGUUCCCAUGGUGCCGUGCGUAGUCCGUGUGUACACGGGCUUCGUCAACGUUUUCGGAGCGCAUGGUCUUCCUGGAGGAAUUCUUGAACAAGCAUGCUGCAUGCUUGAAACUGGCGAAGACGUGGAUUUUGUCGGGGGCGUCACCUGGUCCCGCCCUCUGGAUCGCGCGAGGAAUAGCAUGUCAUCUUUGCUGUCGCUGAAUCGUAAGUAG
Symbiodinium sp. CCMP2592 is the source of this 1137-nucleotide messenger RNA. NCBI's taxonomy places the organism in Eukaryota, Dinophyceae, Suessiales, Symbiodiniaceae. The record is from the annotation of a GenBank genome assembly.